AUGUCGACACCAGCAAGGAAAUCUCGCAACGUGGCCAUCGGUGCCAGUCUCCUGCAUAUGGUCUCAUUACGAGUGGCCAGCCGUUGCCAAUGCUCUACUCUGGCCCGUGUUUCCGCCGGCGACCGCGGCUUGUGGGCCUGUCGAGGUCGUAAUUCCCAUCCUGGCCUCAAAAGGGUUCGGCUCAGCGGACGAAGGCUCCCCACGAGGCAGGUAAGGCAGCUCUGCGGACACCUUCAGGGGCGGAUCUUGGGGCGCGCCGGCGGCGGUGGAGUCAUAAGGGUCUGUCCGUCUGUGAUUCUUCCUAGCGGCCGUGGAGGGUGUCAUCGAGCCUCACCGCUCUCGGCUGGCGUCUGUCACAUUUUCCUGAAAUUUGACCAGAUCAGCGCGGCGGGCGCCGACGCGAGGGAGGCGGCAGGUUGA
This is a messenger RNA of Gaeumannomyces tritici R3-111a-1, 420 nucleotides long. RefSeq lists its product as hypothetical. Lineage: Eukaryota; Fungi; Ascomycota; Sordariomycetes; Magnaporthales; Magnaporthaceae. The transcript has a single exon. Bases 1 to 420 code for a protein of 139 amino acids. The record is from RefSeq and is a predicted model, not a curated record.